GCAAUAACUAAAAACACUGGGACUCAUCUAAACACUCUUGCCCACCUUCUUGGAAAUCUCUGGCAGCAAGCCCCAACCCAGCUCCGUCAUCUCCCUCUCCUUCCCCUCUCCCCGUCAAACAAACGCAAACCCGCAAAGAAACCAGACGUAAGCUUUGACCCAUAGAAAUCAUUAAAAAACAUUCUUUUACGCAUUUCUAUAUUCCUUUCUGAUCCAAUAAAGGAGCAUCUUUCCCAAUCCCUAGAAAACUAGAUUUCUUUCUCGUUUCUUCUCGUUUCUUCUCAAUGGGAGGUAUAAUGUCAUGCUUCCAUGAGACGGACUCACCGAAGGGGCUGGCGGCAAGGCGAAAAAAGCGCGGCGCUCAGCAAGAUGCCACCGUUACGGCGGUGCUCGGAUCGAGCAAGAGAUGGGAGAAAGGGAGAUCGGUGAGGGCCGCGGAGGAGUCUCUGAUUCAGGAGGCUGCUGCUCUGCUGCUUUUGCAGCAGCAGCCGAACGGAGGAACGUCUAUUUCUUUCGAUAGGUCCACAUCGCUGAGAUACCCAGGUAUGGGAGUGAAGAAGCAACAGGGGUUGCCAAGGAGCUCGAGCUCCAGGGCGAGGUCGCUCACUGACCCUGUUGUUGCGCCGCAGCAGCUUGUGAAUCAGGAAACAAAAAUAGACGAUUUAGAAACCAACCAUUUUGUGCUGGUUCAUGGAGGUGGUUUUGGGGCUUGGUGUUGGUACAAAACUAUAGCACUACUACAAGAUGCAGGAUUCAAAGUCAAUGCAAUAGACCUUACUGGUUCUGGAAUUAAUUCUUUUGACACAAACAACAUUACAAGUCUUUCCCAAUAUGUAAAACCACUAACGAAUUUGCUUGAAAAACUUGGUGAUACAGACAAGGUGAUAUUAGUUGGCCAUGAUUUUGGUGGUGCCUGCAUAUCCUACGCCAUGGAAGCUUUCCCAACUAAGAUUUCCAAAGCAGUUUUUCUAGCUGCAGCUAUGCUGAAAGACGGGCAAAAUACUCUUCAUAUCUUCUCUCAACAGGAAGGUGGCAGUGAUCUAAUGCGACAAGCUCAAAUAUUUUUAUAUGCAAAUGGAAAAGACCAAUCUCCUACAGCUAUUGAACUUGACAAGUCAUUGUUGAAAGAUCUGUUAUUUAAUCAAAGUCCUGACAAGGAUGUAGCUCUGGCUUCAGUUUCGAUGAGGCCGAUCCCUUUCGCUCCAGUUCUGCAAAAACUCGAGCUCACCGGCUCGAACUAUGGUUCAGUGAGGAGAUUUUAUAUAGAGACUACAGAAGAUAAUGCCAUUUCCCUCCCCCUGCAACAGAUCAUGUGUGAAUCUCACCCGCCGGAGAAGACCUUUCGCCUGAAAGGCUCAGAUCAUUCUCCAUUCUUUUCAAAGCCUCAGGCUCUCCACAAGUUUUUGGUAGAGAUUGCAAAGAUUCCUACUGCUUCAAGGCAACAAACCAAACCUGAUGAGUAAAUUUAUGCUUUCCAAAGAUUCUCUAAGGCUUUCAGAAAGAUGUUAUAAAUGUAGAUAACUAUAUAUAUAAUCAGUAUUUAACAAUCAGAUCUCAAACUGUUUAUUUUUGAGCUAUUCAUUGAUAUAUUGUAAGAGUUAUCUGUUCUGCUUA
Molecule: messenger RNA, 1614 nt
Organism: Dendrobium catenatum
Lineage: Eukaryota; Viridiplantae; Streptophyta; Magnoliopsida; Asparagales; Orchidaceae
Product: putative methylesterase 11, chloroplastic
Exons: 5
Coding region: 285-1463 (392 amino acids)
Molecular function (GO): methyl jasmonate esterase activity; methyl indole-3-acetate esterase activity
Source: RefSeq, a predicted model, not a curated record